Molecule: messenger RNA, 1263 nt
Organism: Enterospora canceri
Lineage: Eukaryota; Fungi; Microsporidia; Enterocytozoonidae
Source: the annotation of a GenBank genome assembly
AUGAUUGUUGUAUCUUAUUUGAUAUUUGGUUUCUGCUAUCAGAUCAGUGGAGUAGAUGUGUCAGGUGAUAGGACGUUGGUGCUUCAGCUUGUUGGAUUGCCAGGAAUAACUGAAUUCUACAACAAAAUGAAGGUGAUCAGAUCAGAAGAUGAGUUCUAUGAAAUUGAAAGAAAGUUGUGCAGAAUCACGGUGAAGAAGGUGAUGGAAUCUGAUUUGUUGAAUGCUUUUGCUAAGGAUGUGAUCAUAACGGAUGGUUUCAACAAAAGAGCAGUUUGGGCAACAAAAAUGUUCAGAGGAACCAUUUCACGUUAUCGAGGUCGUUCAAUACCACGGGAAGUGAGGAACCUGAAGGAAAUGAAGAAAGAGCUGAUGAGAUUCACUCAUUUAGCUCUAAUGGAGUGUAAAAAUAUGAUGGACUGUGGCACCACCGAUUAUUCAGGUACAAUACGUGAAUUCAUCAUAUUUGAAAAUGACCUAAUUCAAAUGGUAAACAGGUGCAAUUUAUCAGAUAAUUCAAGCAGCAAUGCCACCAGUUUGGAUACACUGAAAUUGGGUGAACUUGACCAAUAUUCCACUAUCAACUACAAGCAAGAAUUCCAUAGAACAAGGGUGGAUUUGAUUACAGGCAACUUGUUUCAAAAUAACCUAUCUCCAAUAAAAGAGCCUACAACAGAACCAAUAAGACGACAUGAUACCAUUUCAAGCAGUAAUCAUUCAACAGUUGUGGACCAUAGGCAGAGUAUGAGAGCACUCAAUUCGUAUGAAUUGGAUUUUAAGAAUUACCUGAAAUCAAGAGAGACGAUGCACAUGAAUGGUGUCCCAGAGAGUAUACGGAGAUGGAGACAGUUUGAAAUAAGCUGCAGUUCCACUAAAUUCGUGAGACAGAGGAAUGAACACUAUCCGAACUACACCAUUUAUCCACUGAGAGUCAAGUACGAUAAUGGCAGUUUUAAGGUCAAAAUAAAGUUCAACAACAAAUUCAAGCAGGAUACAGCUCUGGUUGUCUGGACUGAAGCCAUAAUCAACAAAGAGAAGCAGAGGAUCUUUCUAGGCAAAUUUGAGUUGGGCAAGAAGUUUAGGAAGCACGUUAUCAAACUCAAGGGGCCGUUUAAGGACGGCGAUGAAUUUUUAUUUCAUUUGAUCAAUAAGCAGAAAACGCGGAUGAGUCCAGAAGUAUCAGUCUGCUACUCAGAGUUGUUGGUGGAUCAAUCAGGUUCACCAAUUUGCAGCCCCAAGAAUCAUGCAACAAACAAUGGCCAAUGA